UGGCAACCACCAGGCGUCACCACCCUGGACUCCACGAGUGCGCAGCAAUUCUUCCCUGCCCUUGCUGGGAAAAAAAAACCCAUUCACUGCGAAUGCAUACGUGUGCAAUGGGGGUCUAUUGAGCACAACAAUCAACAUAAAUGUGUGCAUCUGCCGGUUUCGUGCGUCGGUACCGUAACGGAGUUUGGACGUGUCCAAGCCCGCUGGAGCGCCGCUCGUCUUCGGCCAGCAGCUGCCGUAGCCAUCCCUGAUUUCUGGACCAAACAUGGCCGAGGACGACAGCGAGUGGGUCGUGGAGAGCAUCGUGGGCUACCUGGGAAGUCCCGAGUGGGUAAUCCCAGUCACGGAUUUCAUGGAGCACAAAUGCACAGUGUUUGAUGAUGAAGAUGAAAAUAAGUUAGUGUACACGGAAAUCCAUCAGCAGUAUAAAAAGUUGGUUGAGAAGCUACUGGAGAAUUACAUGCAGGAUGUGGGCAUCAAUGAGCAGCAGUUUUUGGAUGCGUGCACCUCCCCUUUUGCCAAGUCCAAAACGGUGCAGUCUGUGUUCCAGCCAGUCCUGGCCACAGAUGACUUCCAAAUUUUUCGCUCGCUGAUGGUCCAAAAGAACAUGGAGCUGCAGCUUCAGGCUCUGCGGGUCAUUAAAGAGAGGAACGGAGCGCUCCCCGAUUGCUUGACUGAUGGUGACGACGUGAUGACAGAGCUGCAGCAGCAAGAGAUGAAGAUCCUGCAGGAGGUCCUCAAAAAGUCCAAAGAGGAGUACGAGGAGGAAAUGUCAUGGCGGUUGCUGCUGGAUGAGGAGCGUGCGUGUUCGACGUCCGCCGGCGAAGCACAAGAUGGCGUCUCUGCCCAGGUUGACAAGAGUGACACAAAUGCCCACCGAGCACAAACGAUGCAUGUGAAGAGUGCAGCUGCGCAGUCCAAUCAGGUCAACGGUAAAGCAUCCGAAAAAGCCGAGCUCAAGUUGGCUGUCGCGUCAGAUGUGAAGCGUUUAGAAAAAAGCAGCUCGUCGUCUUCUUCUACACAAACCUCUGGCGGGAUCAAUCUGAGUGUGGAGCCUCGAGUCCCGCCACCCGUGAAAGCGCCCAUCAGCUCUGAGCAAGCCUGGCUGGAGGAGGCACACAGGGAGGCCGGCUUUGCUCAGCCUUAUAAUGAGCUGUCGGCGUCUCAGCAGGAGCGUCUCCAGCAGAGGGCGUCCUACUUGCGCGAGCAGCGCGACAAGUUGCACGCUCUCAAGAAAGACCGGACCGCCAAGCAGACCGCAGCCCCCGACCGGCAGACACCUUGCUCUCCUUCCUUGCCCGCGCCUCCUCCUCCUGCCUCCGAGAUUUCGACGGAGGAGCGCAAGAAGCUGCAGAAGAGAAAGCACCUGGCCGACAAGCUGAAAGAGGAAGUCAUCAAGAAAUGAGCUCCGUGUGCAAUACCAAUGCAGUCGCAUGUAUUUAUUUUCACACAAGUGGUAAUGCUCACCUUUGUGCUCCCGUUAGACGCAGUAGCCUCACAGAGAUCUUCCUGGAUGAGAGACGAGCCGCUUUCACACUUUGGGCGGUUGAACUGGGAUUGAGUCACUUGGCCCUUCCGGAGUGCGUAUUGACACGGCCGUUGCAGCUUAGCGCAUUCGGAUAAUUAUUUGCCACGUGGAGACAGUCGAUUUGGGGGGCAGGACAAUGCCAAUUCGAUCCGGCUCCACAUAACCAUUUUCUAUGCUGUAUUUUGCAUUGAACCACGGCGUGAUUGUCGGGUGAGAAGCGGUUGCUUGUAAAUAUUCUAAAAGGCUGUGUGAAAUUCUACAUUAUAGUUGAGUAUUAUUGCUACAAAAUGCAUAUACGGCGGUACUGUAUAGCGUACGGCCGCGCGAUAUUGGAAAAACAUAUCUAGCGAUAGAGUGCGAUAUUAUUGCAAAUGGUAUUUUGCGCAGCUCUAUUUUCGACCAUUUGCGAGUACACAGACGGCAACAAGCCAAGACCGAGGCAGUACUUAAGAGGAACCGGUGUGAAAGCGGCUACAGACUGUUGUACAAAAAGAUGAGCCGCAUGUUUGCCACCCCUUGCUCUAGAAACAUCUUGCACUCCCCCCCACCCCCCAACUGUGUUCGUUUCAAUCGUUGUGUAAACUGCAUGUAGAUUGCAACAGUGCACCUGCAUCAGUAGAUGCUUGGCCCCGAUGUUACGUUGUAUCAGUAACCGGCUCAUGCUUUGACGUGUACGUUUUUGUGCAGAACGGGAAUCAAUGGCGUAAGAAUAUACAAUACUUUUAAGCACUUGAGGACGCACCACGCAAUACUCGACAUACUAUGCUCUUGAAUAUAUCACCUUUUGUAAGGUGGACACGGUCAUGUUAUGCUUUUUUCCACGACCGACAGAAGUGGUACCGGGGAUAGUCUGAAAUGUACCCCCGUUUUAGGAAUUUCCACUUUGUGAAGUGUCCCCCACCCUCACCACCUUCACCUGCUUCCCAGGCAUGCAGAGCAUAAAGAUACAACCUUUGGUCAUGUAAAUAAGAGUCCAUUCAGUGGUGACAUUUGUAUCAAAAUGUGUAUCAAAUGAGAUUGAAAUUCACGUCGAGCUACAAAGUGGUCAAAACGAAAUCAACAGUCGCUUUGAAAUUAAAUCCCCUUCUGACAACGAAAUGAAGAUUUUGCCGUGUUGGCUUCCUAAAAUUACACAACUCAAACGCAUUCCCAAAAGUUGGCUGCAAAAACAACUUUACUGCAGUUUCAAUGCGAUUACCUCCCUCUCUCUUUUUUUUUUUAAAUCAGCAUUUGCAGAUUUACAUUGAAUCAAAUGAACAGGACCAAAAGGGAGAACAGCGACCCCCCCCCAAAAAAAGCAGGCUGGGUGUGGCUGUCGUCCCUUUUUUUUCUCUUCUUUUAUUUUUUAACUGGGAGAGGGGCGGAGGGGGCAAUGUUAAAACAGAAGGAUGUAGAGAGAAAAAAAACAUCUGUACAGUCCUUUUUGAAAGUCAUCUGGGCUCCCUGGUCGUAUGUUGUCCCGUCCUCUCCGCGAACGGCCAGUCAAGCGUCCUAACAACUACAAGGGGGGUGGCGGGGGGCUAGUCCUGCUAGCCUGACUGGUCUGUAGCGCAGUUCAUUCACCGACGGCCUCCAUUUUGUGAAUCAGUGAGGCGCUUCCCUUCGGGCUUCUGUACCUAUCACAAUAAAGCCGAAACAGGGAAGGCGGGCGGGCCUUGGCACUUUGAUGAUGAAGAUGAUGAUGAGGAGGAGGAGGAGGAGGUUAAUGGUUAGUGAGGGUCCAGAGACAAGGAAGGUGGCUCCAUCAAAUUCCGAGCAGGCCAAGAGCGUGAGGGAAAAGGAGACGGCGCCAGACUUGCGGCGAUGUUAAGAACUGAGACGCGGACGCUUGCGGGGGGAUUGCGCCUCUUCCUCCUCUUCGUCUUCCUCCUCUUCAUCCUCGUCAUCGGGAUAGUCCACCAAACCGACCAGAGGGGUCUGACAGACAAGACAUUGGCUCACACCCGGCGCAACGUGAAGUUCGUCCCGUAACUGGUGGUCAUCGAGUACUUUUAUCCGGAGACAAAAUGGCUGUUGCAAUGUCUCAAAAUAGUUUUUCUUUAACGAUACAUAUAUCUUUCUGGGUGUCCCUUGUUUUAUGUUAUGAGUUCAGUUAUAUUACUGUUAUUUUAUAUUAAAUGUUCUGGAGAG
Hippocampus zosterae (dwarf seahorse) is the source of this 3658-nucleotide messenger RNA. It is a transcript of the gene cfap36, whose product is annotated as cilia and flagella associated protein 36. Gene Ontology annotation, cellular component: axoneme; ciliary base. NCBI's taxonomy places the organism in Eukaryota, Metazoa, Chordata, Actinopteri, Syngnathiformes, Syngnathidae. The coding region runs from base 266 to 1405 and encodes 379 amino acids. The record is from RefSeq and is a predicted model, not a curated record. The transcript has 11 exons.